AUGACGUGCGCGUCCUGUUCAACUGCGGUUACGCAUGCCCUCACAGACUUGCCUGGCGUGUCCGAUGUAGCCGUCAACCUUCUCGGUAAUUCUGCGACGCUCAAUGUGGCCAGCGCUGACCUCGUCCCUUCUGUCGCCGAGACCGUCGAGGACAUCGGCUACGAGGCAGAGGUCAUCAGCGUCGAACCGUUGUAUGUCCCUCCCGCUCAGAAGGUCGCGCAUGCGGCUGAAGCGGAGGGUCCGCAGCGAGUGACGCUGUCCGUCGGUGGCAUGACCUGCGCCGCAUGCUUGAACACGGUGACCGACGUGCUUAAAGGCCUACCUGGUGUGACCGACCCCAUGGUCAACCUGCUCGGCGCGUCGGCUACGUUGGUGGUCGGGAGCAAGGAUAUCACUCCACAAGUUGUUGAAGCCAUCGAGGACGCUGGGUACGAGGCAGAGGUCAUCAGCACCGAGCCUGUCAACUCCGAGAACGACAAGGCGCUAGAAGUGGGUCCGCGCACAGUAGCUCUCCGUGUAGACGGCAUGUUUUGCGGUCACUGCCCAGAGAAGGUGAUGAAUGCCGUUUCCUCACUCGGCGACAAGGUCACUAUUCUCAAGCCUAUCACCGACCACACCGACCCCGUCCUGCGCAUAUCCUAUGUUCCAUCUUCUCCUACCUUCACCUUGCGCCACAUCAUUCAGCGCAUCUCGUCCGCGCCUUCCCCCGACGGAACACCGUUCGUUGCAUCCGUUCAUCACCCACCUUCGCUCGAGGACCGUGCAAGGCGCAUGCAAGAACGCGAGCAGAGGCAACUGCUGGAGCGUCUGGUGUUUGCCGUCAUCGCUGCAAUACCCACUUUCAUCAUCGGCAUUGUCCUUAUGGACCUCCUCCCGAUAAGUCGUGACGGGCGGAUGUGGGUCAUGGCGCCUAUCUGGACGGGCAACACCUCGAGGGCGUCGUGGGCACUGUUCUUCUGUGCAACGCCGGUCAUGUUCUACAGCGCCGGAACGUUCCAUCGCAGGAGUAUGAAGGAGAUCUGGGCACUCUGGAAGCCUGGUAGUCGAACGCCUGUGUGGAGGAGAUUCGUCAGAUUCGGUAGCAUGAACCUUCUGGUAUCUACUGGAGUCUCCGUCGCGUACUUCGCGUCUAUCGCAUUAUUAGCACUGGCUGCUGCACAGCCCGUGUCCACUUCAGGGAUGGGCGACACAACUACGUACUUCGAUUCGGUAGUGUUCCUCACGAUGUUCCUGCUCAUUGGUCGAUUCCUGGAGGCGUACAGCAAAGGACGCACUGCCGACGCAAUAACCGCGCUUGGCAAGCUGCGACCUACGUUCGCCCUCAUUGUCAUCCCAGUGUCUGAGGCGAGGGAAGACAGAAACCCGUCACCCGAUAGCUCGACGCUCGGUGAUGUCGACCUCGAGAAAGGCGACGUCAGUCGAGAAGACGCAGACGCGUCCAAAGCUUCCGGGACGAAGAUCGAGAGGAUUGACGCCGAGCUUCUCGAGGUCGGAGAUGUCGUCCGAGUACAGCAUGGAGGAAGCCCUCCAGCAGACGGAACCAUUGUCACUGGCGACAGUGGCGCAUUCGAUGAAAGCUCCCUCACCGGAGAGUCGAGACUGGUCAAGAAGCAGGUCGGCGACGAUAUCUUCCUUGGUACGAUCAACAAGGGAGGUGUUGUGGAUGUGAGGGUCGACGCGAUUGGCGGCGAGACGAUGCUUGACCACGUCGUCAAGGUCGUCCGCGAAGGGCAGACCCGCCGCGCGCCCAUCGAGCGCGUCGCCGACAUGAUCACUGGCUACUUCGUCCCUGUCGUAACUCUCCUAGCCAUCAUCACCUGGGUCGUUUGGCUUGGCCUCGGACUAGGCGGCGCACUACCUCCGAGCUAUCUAGACAUUGACAUCGGUGGUUGGGUGGUAUGGUCGCUGGAAUUCGCGAUCUCCGUAUUUGUCGUCGCGUGCCCAUGCGGGAUCGGGCUUGCGGCGCCCACGGCCCUACUGGUCGGUUCGGGCCUUGCCGCGAAGUACGGCAUUCUCGCCCGCGGUGGAGGAGAGGCUUUCCAGGAGGCCGCUCAGCUCGACAUCGUCGUGUUCGACAAGACUGGUACCCUCACCGAGGGCGGCGAACCGAAGGUGACAGACGCCGAGAUCGUCGAGCGCGAGGGAUCGAGAUGGACGCGUGAUGUCAUUCUUGGUAUCGCGGCAGAAGUCGAGUCUGCGAGCUCGCAUCCACUGGCGACUGCUAUUCGACAGCAUUGCUUGGACAACGCAGCAUCGCCUCAGAGCGGUUCUGCCUUCGACGAGACCCCUGGACGAGGUCUGAAAGCCGAGUUCGGUUCACUCAAGUGCUCUGCCAUCAUCGGCAACGAAGCAUGGAUGAAGGAUCAUGGUUGCUCCGUCGAUGGCAGGUUGGCUAACCAGCUCGAUACGUGGAAGUCGGAAGGCAAGAGCGUCGUCCUCCUUGCAAUUCGUGAUGAGUCGGCCGAUGCGCCUGCUUUCUCCUUGGUCGGUCUGUUCGCUAUCGCAGACCCGCUGAGGCCAGAGGCGAAGAGCGUCAUCGAGCAUCUGCAUAACCAGAGCAUCGGAACGUGGAUGAUCUCCGGAGACAACGAAACUACCGCUAAGGCUGUGGCUCGGAUGGUCGGCAUACCGGAGACUAAUGUCAUCGCUGGUGUCCUGCCACACGAGAAGGCGGACAAGAUUCGUUGGCUGCAGCAGGUCGGCAUGAAGAGACCUCAACCCUCGAUUAGGCGUCUCUUCGGCAAGCAGAAGCUGAACGAGCGCUGCGUCGUAGCCAUGGUCGGAGACGGUAUCAACGAUGCUCCCGCUCUCACUGCGGCAGAUGUCGGUAUCGCCAUUGGUUCAGGCAGUGACGUUGCCAUCUCCAGCGCGGCGUUCAUCCUUGUGUCAGCGAACCUAUACACACUGCUGACCUUGACCGAUUUGUCGCGCAAGAUCUUCAACAGGGUGAAGUUCAACUUCUUCUGGGCGUUGUUCUAUAACACUAUCGCUGUCCCCAUAGCUGCGGGAGUCAUCUACCCUGCCGGGAAUGCCAGGUUGCCCCCGGCAUGGGCGUCGCUGCUGAUGGCUUUAUCAUCCGUCUCUGUGGUCUGCAGCUCGCUUGCGCUGAGGCUGUAUAAACCCCCGGCAGCCGCACUUGCAUCGUGA
Rhodofomes roseus is the source of this 3147-nucleotide messenger RNA. RefSeq names its product heavy metal translocatin. Gene Ontology annotation, biological process: monoatomic cation transport; copper ion homeostasis. The transcript is spliced from 9 exons. Lineage: Eukaryota; Fungi; Basidiomycota; Agaricomycetes; Polyporales; Fomitopsidaceae. The record is from RefSeq and is a predicted model, not a curated record. Gene Ontology annotation, molecular function: P-type divalent copper transporter activity; ATP binding; copper ion binding. Gene Ontology annotation, cellular component: membrane. The coding region runs from base 1 to 3147 and encodes 1048 amino acids.